AUGAAACAGUUCUUUACCACUCUGGGAAAGGCGACAGGGUUUUUCACUGUCCUUAUUGUUGCAAUCGCCGCCGUUUUGAGUUAUUUCGACGACCCCGAGCCGGUUAAAUACAAAAGGUAAAUUAAAGCUGAGGUUAUGAAUUCUUUCUAUAUAAGCUAUGACUGACACUUUAUGGUGUUUACUUUACAGAACUCAUAUAUACCUCUUGUAAUGUUACAUUUAUAGACAUUUGUACCAUUACAGUAAAGAAGUAAAUAACUAUGACUGCAGAGGACACAGGCUACAAUGGCACCCAAUUGAGAUGUUUACACCCUGGCAUAAAAAACAUGUUAGAUUUUGGGACACAUUAAGUGAGUGCACUUAUUUUUCACUUUGCUUUGGUUCACAGCAUGGCUCAAGACAUGAAGUCUCUGGAGGAAAACUUCAAACAGCAGAAUAAGAGCUGCUUCAUCCUCGGUGCUUCAGGAGAAACAGGAAAGGUGCUGCUCAAAGAGCUGCUGGAGCGCAACAUCUUCUCCAAAAUCACCCUCAUCGGGAGGAGACAGCUCACCUUUGAGGACAAAGCAUAUGAAAACCUGGUGAGAGAGCCGACACCUGAUCCACCUGCGAUCCAUCUACCGUACAGUGACAUUUUACCUGGCUGAGGCUGUGUUUUUAUCUUUCCAGGUGCAAGAGGUGGUGGACUUUGAAAAGCUUGAUGAUUACGCAGCUGCCUUCCAGGGCCAUGAUGUCGGCUACUGCUGCCUGGGGACAACCAAGGCCAAAGCAGGGGCUGUAAGCUCAAGUUUUGAAACCCAGUGUUGGUACUUAAGUCGUGAGUUUACUCAAGAUAGAUUUCAAAGUCAUAGUACAGCACAAAACUGCCAAAUUCAACAAAUCUGUUUGCACCUGUCAGCAAUGACUCAGCAAUUUCUUCAUAAUGCACUCAUGGCCCCUGUUAAGCAGGUCUGACAAGUCGGUGUAAAAAUAUUGGUUUAUUCCAAAUACUCAUUCAUAAACCAGUGAAAAAAUUACUAAUGUGGUGUUAGGGAAAGAAAUGUAAUAUAAAAAGGUUUAAAACUUUUAUUGAUAUUGCUGUAUUGCUGUGAUAUAACAGUCCCCAUGACUGCAAUAGUUAGUUUAACCCUCAAGUCUAACCUUCAGCUCUACACAUUUAUUUAUUUUAUCUGACUUGCAUUUUGCCAAGUUGUUGUGUAGCUACUUAUAUCUUGUGACAAACAAUUAGAUUCUUAGCUCUUGCAACUUUUACUACAUUCGUGUGAAUAUCUGAGUUUUCUGCAACUUUCCUGCUUUAUAUCAGGAGGGAUUCAUUCGCGUUGACCGAGACUACAUUCUAAAAUCAGCGGAGCUCGCAAAGGCAGGAGGAUGCUCACAGUUUCACCUGCAGUCCUCCAGGGGAGCCGAUAAAAACAGCAACUUUCUCUACCUCAAAAUCAAGGUAUUUGUAUGCUGCACCCCUGAUCUAUUCUUAACUUAAGCUUACUUUUGUGUCAUACUGGACAAUCACUCAAAGGUGAAAAUGAAACUUUUUUUUCUUCCAGGGACAAGUAGACGCAAAAAUUGAGGAGUUUGGUUUUGACAGAUAUUCUGUUUAUCGACCAGGGUGAGUGAAACACACUCAUUCUAGAAAAUCAGCAUUUUUUUUUUUUAACAGAAGUGUUAAAACUGUGAUAAAUUUUACCCUGUAACUUUGGCAAACACCAAAUAUUUGCACACACAUGGUUGCAAACAUUAUCUGCAUUAUGUCCGCUGCAGGAAAUGACCCCAAAGCACACUAGAUUGUGGCUUUCUUAGUUUUUGGUGUUUGUAUUACAUUGAUAAGCUCAGCAUUUAUUAAUUUCAAUGUGCCGUCAGCUUUAUUAAAGUUUUAAAGCGGUAGUCUCAAUACUUGUAGAGUCUCUUGACCACUAAUGAGAGCUGUUAGCUGUAUUCUUUGAUAAAACAAACAGGCUGUAAAGAGCAAACAAAAUGAAGACUAAAAUAAAGACUACAAACAAAUAUGAUGUUCAUAUAGAGCUACAGAGCACAACUCAUCAGUGAGUAUGCAGACGGCUACUUUAAAGUCAAGCUGUUUGCAAAACAGACUGAGUUCUUUUUAAUUGAUGCUAUUAUAUGAGCAACAAAUGCAAAUCAGACCAUCAGGUAAAAACAAUACUUAUUUCUGUUUACUGAUUUCUAAUGAUUGGAAACAUUGCUGCAGCCAGGGUAGGUGGCUAUCAGCUAUACAUAUAAAUAGAAAUGUUUUCAUUCGCCAGUGUCAAUAUCAUGCUGAUAAUAUUGUGCAACCCUUAUCAAAAUCUACGCUUUGAAAGGAGCUUUUGAGAGGACAGAUCGUAUCUGUUUCCUGCUAUUUAGUUUUAACCUUGGAAUUUAUAAGAACAAGUUUGUAGGGCACACAGUUCAAAACAGUUCACUAUCUUAUCAUGGCCUCCUGUAGCAUACCAACAUAGCAAAAGACACUUUCAUGUGGUGUCCACCUUUUGUUCAGGACAGCAUCGGUAGGAGCAGCAGGGUUUCCCACUUUUCAUAAACAUGGAUCGAGUCUUCUGACUAAAGGGGUAGCCCUGGUUGGAAAACUCGACCAUAUAGGCUGAGCAGGGUUAUUAAGCAACCGCACACUUGUGUGGAUCUCUUUCAUGACUUAAACUCUAACCAGCUGACCACAGCAAGAUACAAGAGUCCAAAACUGAUGUAAUCCCAGUUUUCAAGUGCAGUCUUGAAGUGAUUGAUUUUUUAUAUAAGUCUAGUCUGAAAGUAUGUAAAAACUUAGAAAAUAGUCAAAACUGAAUUUAUUUUUAGCUGCUAAGCACAGGACCAUCGAGCCUUGAAUCAGUCUACAGAGUGUGGCUAACAUUAGCAGAGCAUCACCAGCAGUUUAACCUCCACAUGACAGUGCUGGUAAAACAGUCUCAUUUACCUGCUCAUUUUGACACUUUGUACAUGUUUCAUAUGAAAAGCUGUGUUUAUUAAAAAUUCAAAUUAUGACACUAUAUGUCUUGUUUGAUACUUGACUGUUUGGAUCCAUCCUUGACUUUCUAUCCAACCUAUUAUCAGUGACAUUUUCGCACAGUCAAAUUUGUAACAAGGUCUGCUUAUUCAUCUGAUGCAACCCAUUCCAGACUCUGUACCAAUGACAACUUUGUGUAUUUCUCCCAAAGGGUGUUGUUGGUCGACAGGCAGGAGAGUCGGCCUACAGAAUGGCUGGCCAGGAAAUUCUUCAAUGGCCUCACGUCUGUGUGCUCUACAUCCAUGGCCAUCCCGAUUGAAGUGGUGGCAAAAGCAAUGGUGUCAAACACUCUGAUUCAACCCGAGCAGAAGGCAGAGAUCCUGGAGCACAAAGACAUCACCGCUUUGGGAAAGAAAUAA
This is a messenger RNA of Xyrichtys novacula (pearly razorfish), 3366 nucleotides long. The record is from the annotation of a GenBank genome assembly. NCBI's taxonomy places the organism in Eukaryota, Metazoa, Chordata, Actinopteri, Labriformes, Labridae.